ACUGUUGUGAAAACAUUGAAGCCUUCAACCCCAACCAAGCUAGUCGAGAUGUUCAUCAAGUGCUUUCUUCUGCUAUCAGCAAUCAACUUGCUGUCCGCAGGGCGUCCUCCCCAACCGGAAGAACGCAUCAUCGGCGGAAAAGACAUUGAAAUAGAACAGGCUCCUUGGCAGGUGUCCUUACAGCUCCGAGGACAUCACUAUUGUGGUGGCUCCAUUUACAGCAAAGACAUCAUCAUUACUGCUGCCCACUGCCGCUUUGACUAUGAAGAUAAACGACUUGAGGCCGAGGACUUCCAAGUUCGCGCAGGAUCCUCAUUGGAAAACAGCGGCGGGAGUCUGGUCAAAGUGGCAGCGAUUAAAUCACACGAGGACUACAGCCCACCUUCAGUUCUAAACGACAUUGCUGUAAUGCGACUAAGUGAUCCGCUUGUGUUCUCCAGCAAAGUGCAGAGGAUCCCCUUAGCCGAAAAGAAUCCGUCACCUGGAAUUCUCGCGAUGGCUUCUGGCUGGGGAGCAGUGAAAGUAACAGAUUUCAAAGGAAAGCCAAGGGAGAAAUAUCACGAACAUCUUCAAGGAGUACACCUUCGUAUACGACGUUUUUCCCAGAGGAAGGAUAACAUUUUUGUCUAUUCUUUUAAAAAAUCGACUUGUUCUGGCGACUCUGGCGGAUCUUUGGUUGUUGACCAGCAACUUGUCGGUGUUACCUCAUGGGGUACAAGUAAGUUUUGCGAUGAGUUUGAAGCCUUCUCAGGCGUACCUUACUUCCGGAACUGGAUUUUAAAAGCCGUUGAGUCUGUUUGAUCUUAACUUGGAAAAUAAAUAACUUGCUUUGGGAAGUGGA
Messenger RNA from Drosophila ficusphila, 841 nucleotides. Its product is annotated as trypsin epsilon-like. Gene Ontology annotation, biological process: proteolysis. Gene Ontology annotation, molecular function: serine-type endopeptidase activity. NCBI's taxonomy places the organism in Eukaryota, Metazoa, Arthropoda, Insecta, Diptera, Drosophilidae. Bases 49 to 801 code for a protein of 250 amino acids. The record is from RefSeq and is a predicted model, not a curated record. The transcript has a single exon.